UUCUCUUCCUCCUCCUCCGGGACAAGAGCCCGGCUUCAUAAAAGGAGGAGCCAUCCUCGCCUCCUUCCUUCCUUCUCUUUUCCUUUGGCAGAAAAUGAGCCUGAGCUGAAAGCCGCCGUCUUGAGUCUCGCCAUGGAGCCCGCCCUGCCCGUGGUCUUCGUCCGGAAGGAGCCCCUCGGAGGCUACGACAAGACCGCCAAGGCACACCGCGAAGGAAAGCUUCACAAGUUGCUUGACGUGAAUGGCCGAGCAGAGGGAGCGUCAUAUGACUAUGAUCUGAUAGUCAUUGGAGGGGGUUCUGGUGGACUUGCAGCAUCCAAGGAAGCUGCCAAACUUGGCAAGAAGGUCAUGGUUCUAGAUUUUGUGGUCCCAACUCCCAUGGGAACAACAUGGGGACUUGGAGGAACUUGUGUGAAUGUAGGCUGCAUACCUAAAAAGCUCAUGCACCAGACAGCUUUGCUUGGGCAAGCCAUACGAGAUGCUCCUAAAUUUGGGUGGAAGUUGGACGACAAGGCCAUAAAGCACAGUUGGGAUACCAUGACGGAAGCGAUUCAGAAUUACAUCGGCUCUUUGAAUUGGGGAUAUAGGGUAGCUCUCCGGGAGAAUAACGUCACAUAUGAAAAUGCUUAUGGAGAAUUUGUUGGUCCACACAGAAUAAAGGCAACAAAUAAUAAAGGAAUAGAGGCAUUUUACACAGCAGAAAAGUUUCUGAUUGCUACUGGAGAAAGGCCUCGCUACCUGGACAUCCCUGGGGACAAAGAAUAUUGCAUCACUAGCGAUGAUCUUUUCUCCCUUCCCUAUUGCCCAGGGAAGACAUUGGUGGUUGGAGCUUCCUAUGUGGCCCUUGAGUGUGCUGGCUUCCUUGCAGGCCUUGGCUUAGAUGUGACGGUCAUGGUGCGCUCCAUUUUCUUGAGAGGUUUUGAUCAGGAUAUGGCAAACAAAGUAGGAGCCUACAUGGAAGAACAUGGUAUCAAGUUCAUUAAAAAAUAUGUGCCAAAGAAGAUUGAACAGAUCAAGAAAGGAACUCCUGGACUACUAAAAGUCACAGCUCAUGCUACAGAGGGUUCUGAGAUAUUUCAAGGGGAAUAUAACACGGUAUUGCUGGCCAUAGGAAGGGAUGCCUGCACAAGAAAAAUUGGCUUGGAGAAAGUUGGAGUGAAGAUCAAUGAAAAAACUGGAAAAAUCCCUGUCAAUGAUGUGGAGCAAACUAACGUGCCAUAUAUCUAUGCCAUUGGUGAUGUGUUGGAAGGCAAACUAGAGCUCACCCCAGUGGCAAUUCAGGCGGGUAGGCUGCUAGCACUGAGGCUUUAUGGUGGAUCAAAGAAGAAGUGUGAUUAUGUGAAUGUUCCCACCACAGUAUUCACACCUAUGGAAUAUGGUGCAUGUGGUUAUUCUGAAGAAAAAGCAAUAGAGAAAUAUGGAGUAAAAAAUAUUGAGAUUUARCAUAGUUACUUCUGGCCARUGGAAUGGACUGUCCCAUCCCGGGACAACAACAAAUGCUAUGCGAAGAUCAUCUGCCUUAUUCCAGAGAAGAUGCGUGUUAUUGGCUUCCAUGUGCUUGGUCCAAACGCUGGAGAAGUCACCCAGGGAUUUGCAGCCGCCAUAAAAUGUGGCAUGACAAAGGAUCUUCUGGACAGUACAAUAGGAAUCCAUCCAGUGUGUGCUGAGAUUUUCACUACGCUGUCUGUGACAAAGCGUUCAGGGGAAAAAAUCCUCCAGAGCGGAUGCUGAGGUUAAGCCCACCCGCUGUUGUCUGCCUUUGCCAGAGACUCGCUUUCAUCGCCUUUGUUGGCUGACUCUCAAAAGUCAGAGGGAAGAGCAGCUUAGGAAGUAAGAAAUUGCAACAUCACCUAUCGACUUCCACUCUCUUCAGUAGAAACCAGCUCCACCAGUAGAGCAAACAAAGAACUGGAAAAGUGAACCGGCGAUGAUUGAAUGGCAAUUGGCACAACAGUGGGACAAAACCCUUAUCAAGAUGAUGUUGGCAAGGCAUUGUUCAAGAUGCUUCCAUGAAGUCACAGUCUAAAACCAGUGCUUUCUGGUAGGCCGUGAUGGAAAGAUUGCUGGCACAACUUGAGACUUAACCCUUUUCUCCUCUCAAGAUGAAGAUAUUUCUCACAUCUCAUUAUGGGGUCCUGGCAAGGCAUCCACAUCAUCUGGAGCCUGCACUCAACUAAGCCUACAGACAACUGCUUGUGUACUUGUCAAAUAGUUCUAGAGAAGUGACACUCUUUCAUAUAUUGACCUUAUUUUACCCAGAACAGUAGAAUAGUGUGACUUCUCAAACUUCAAAAUCAAAGAACAAACACUUUUAGAAACUGUGUAAUGUCAGCUACGUUGUUGAGUCAGUGCCCAAGUGAAAUGUCUUCCCCCUUUGAUUAUAUAGAGCCUUCUUUGAAUUAUUUAUAUAACAGAUUCUAAAGUAUACAUGAUUGCAUGUAUAUGUUGAAAUAUUAGAUAAAUAUUUUCUUGAAAA
This is a messenger RNA of Anolis sagrei ordinatus, 2476 nucleotides long. It is a transcript of the gene TXNRD1, whose product is annotated as thioredoxin reductase 1. Gene Ontology annotation, cellular component: cytosol; mitochondrion. Gene Ontology annotation, molecular function: flavin adenine dinucleotide binding; thioredoxin-disulfide reductase (NADPH) activity; glutathione-disulfide reductase (NADPH) activity. The record is from RefSeq and is a predicted model, not a curated record. Lineage: Eukaryota; Metazoa; Chordata; Lepidosauria; Squamata; Anolidae. Gene Ontology annotation, biological process: glutathione metabolic process; cell redox homeostasis; cellular response to oxidative stress.